CUCGGGCCGCUCUUGGAAGUGUCUGGGGCGCCGUAGUAAAUUUGACUCAAGCCACUUUGGCCCAAUACUCUUUCGGCACAAGUGUUGGACCAGACGCGUCACAGGACCUGGGCAGUGAUGAGCUUCAUUGGUGGACGUGGGGGAUCUUUUAUGGCAGCGGGCCCGCGCGGUGGGUUCGUUGCGGGCUCCCGCGGUGCUUGUGCUGGUGGCGGCGCGGGCGGCGGCGCGCUCGUGGGCAGCGGGAUGUACCCCGGCGGCGCGGGCGGCGGCGCGUUCAUGGGCAGCGGUGUCUACCCCGGGAUGGGCUACGCUGGUGGCGGAGAGGCGUGCUGCGGAGGCCCUGGCGGUGGCGCGUUCGUGGGCAGCGGCGUCUACCCUGGGAUGGGCUACGCUGGUGGUGGAGAGGCGUGCUGCGGAGGCCCAGGCGGUGGCGCGGGCUGCGCGGACGGGUGCGGAGUGGGCUGCGGGGGCAUCGCCGGAACGACGAUGUCGUACGUGGGCAUGGGCGGCGAUUACAUCGCCACGACCGCCUACCAGUACGUGGGCCAGGGCGCUGGCACCUUCGGCGUGGUGCCGAUCCCUGCGGCUGGGUGCAGCCCAUGGUGGCUCUGCUGCUUCCUGCCGCUGCUCUUCGUCCCCUUGCUCUUCCUCGCGGGGACCACCACCACCACGACCACGUCCACAACGACCCCUGCCAUCGUCACCGCGCCGCCGCCGGACGUAGUGCCGACGCCGCCGCCGAAGAAGGAGUGCUGCAUCGACAUGUGCAACUGUGCCCGCGAUGGGACGCAGUGCGACGAUGACUGUGGCUCCGAGGAGUGUACCGAUUUCGACGACUGUGAUGAGAAGGGCAUCUGCAUCACGGGCACUCCCGAAUGUGAGAACCCCACGCCGGCGCCGCCGCCGCAGGGGCCCCAGAAGCACUGCAGGAUCUUCGGUGACCCGCACGUGGUGACGUUUGACGGGCAGUCAGCAAGCUUCUAUUCUCAGGGCGAGUACUGGAUUGUGAAGAGCACCACGGUCUCGAUGCAGGGCCGCUACAUGCCGACUCCAGUGACCAACGGUCUCUCCGUCAUGAAGGAGAUCGCGAUCGGCGGCCCCUUCCUGGAGGGCAAGGACGGCACGAAGAACGUCCUCCGCAUCUCCUCCCUGCGGGCGACCUUCAACGACAUCCCCAUCAUCUCUGGCUUUCCGGACGCUUGGGAGAACCAGGACCCGAUGAUCAAGGUUGUCACCGACGGCAGCGGGCAGGUGAUGCAGUCGAGCCGCACCGGCAAGGAUAUGCGCGUCGUGCACGUGGACUUGCCGCUCAACAUCCACCUGGAGAUCAACCGUUGGAACGAGCCAGGCGAGGGCGAUUACAUCAACACGAUGAUCACCAUGAGCAUGCAGCCCAACCAAGACGGCCACUGUGGAAAUUUCAACGGUGUGCUGGACGACGACACGAGGCCAGCCAUUCGCGCCCGCAUCGGCACCACGGGUGUCCCGCAAGCGGAACUGCUCUUCCACACCAAGACCCCUGUGACGCCCGUGAACAGGCCCGACCUCAACAAUUGCGCGCCCGACAAGACUGAGACGGCCAAGGAUCUCUGCUCGAAGAAGUCCAAGACCGGCAUCCCUAACAAAGAUUGCAUGAUCGACGUGUGCUUCGGAGGGGCGCACUUUGCCGACAUGACCGACUACGAUGAGUGAGUCGCGGCACGCAACACCACGAUCUCGUGGAGAUGUCGUGUCAUGUGUAGUGUAGUCACGCAGGGGCAUUCGGCCCAAGGUUCAUCAAUCUGCCGCAAUUGUUUUACGAAUCGGCAAAAGCUGAGACAUGCGUGGCCGCUGUCAGGGCAGUGAUCUUCCGCAGAGAUUGGGCAAAGCUACCGGUCAAAACGGGGACGCCCGCAGAACAAGCGUUUCAUGUAGGUGUUUCGGUGUGUGUUGUUUUUUCUUGAUACCCUGAACCGCGGUCCCUUCCCGACCCUCGUGGAGAUUUCGUGCCAUGUGCACUGUAGUCGCGCAGGAGCAUUCGGCCCCUGGGGCUCGAGUCAGGCUCACCGUUCUGCCGCAGUUCUUCGGACCGCCCAUGGCCUGAGGGUGCGUGGCCGCUGUCAUGGCAAUGAUCUUCCGCAGAUAUUGGGCAAAGCUACUGGUCAAAACGGUGUUCUAGUUGAUCUAUGUGCGCCGUGCGCCCUCUUCCUCCUCCGAGUCGCCACGUGGCACGGCGCGGCACGGCCUCUGGAGCGUCGAAGGCGACCGUGCGAGGUGUGG
Messenger RNA from Prorocentrum cordatum, 2259 nucleotides. The record is from the annotation of a GenBank genome assembly. NCBI's taxonomy places the organism in Eukaryota, Dinophyceae, Prorocentrales, Prorocentraceae.